This is a messenger RNA of Bipolaris sorokiniana ND90Pr, 22118 nucleotides long. RefSeq lists its product as uncharacterized. The coding region runs from base 139 to 21750 and encodes 7203 amino acids. Lineage: Eukaryota; Fungi; Ascomycota; Dothideomycetes; Pleosporales; Pleosporaceae. Gene Ontology annotation, molecular function: phosphopantetheine binding; catalytic activity. The record is from RefSeq and is a predicted model, not a curated record. The transcript is spliced from 8 exons.
AUACUGCCUGCCAACUGCGAAGCAUUCAAGGCAUUGUUUUGUUUACCUUUUCUGUGCUAUCAAUUGACUCCAUGACCUGCCGAGUUUCUGCUCACUCUACUCAUUGUCCUUUAGGUAUUCUAUAAUCACAACCAACAAAUGGCAUCUCGUGCGAACAAUCAGAUGGAGCAAUGUCUCCAAUCAAUUUGGGCUCACGUCCUCAACCUACCUCAUGUGCCCCUCGACCAGUCGUUUCUGUCCCUGGGCGGCGACUCCAUUUCCGCAAUGCAGGUCGUUGGUCAGUGCCGCAAGGACGGCUUGAGUCUUGGCGUCCAAGACGUUCUACGGAGUCGAUCUAUCACCCAGCUGGCAACUGCGGUCAAAGAGGUGGAGAGCUCGUCAUAUGACCACGAGGAGUACUUUGAUGAAGACUUUGACCUUUCACCGAUCCAGUCUCUCUACUUCCAACGGCCAAACACACAUGGCCACUUUAACCAAUCAUUCUAUCUUCGAGUCGCACGAAUAACCAGUGCAAACGAAUUCCAUGCCGCAGUUAGACAGCUUGUCACUCGUCAUUCAAUGCUACGCGCUCGUUUCUCCCAUUCAGCCGAAGGCGGAUGGCAACAGCGUCUCACAAACGACAUUAAUGGGUCUUAUCGCUUCCGCCAUUCUACUGUUACCUCCCAGGCCACAAUAGACGCUUCCAUUGAGGACACGCAGCAAUGCCUUGAUCAUGCCGUUGGGCCACUCUUCGCCGCUGAUUUCUUUGAUUACGGAACUCAGCAAUUUGCGUUUGUCACUGGCCACCAUCUCGUGGUUGAUCUAGUCACGUGGCGACUUUUGUUGGAAGAACUCGAAGAGAUCUUGAAAGGCGGGCAGCUUUUGGCGCCAGCGCUUCCGUUCCAGAAAUGGGCGGAACUGCAACAAGAGCAUGCAGAGUCUCUGGAACUCGGUGACAUUCUCCCUGAAGUCGAUGUCCCGCACAUGGACUUUUCGUAUUGGGGCAUUCAGCACCAGGAUAACACCUAUGGCAACGCAAGCCAUGCCAGCUUUGAGCUCGACAACGAGCUCAGCUCGGCAUUUCUCACGACUUGUCACAAUGCCUAUAAGACGGAGCCGGUUGAAGUCUUACUCGCGUCUCUAAUUCAAUCUUGGUCCCUAGUUUUUACUGACCGACCAAUUCCCGCGAUAUUCAAUGAAGGCCAUGGCCGCGAGCCAUGGGACUCCAGUAUCGAUAUCACUCGUACGGUGGGAUGGUUCACUGCUUUGUCACCUAUUCUUGUGAACCCAUCCGAGAAACUCACGGAUACAGUUCGCACGAUAAAGGAUUUCAAACGCCGCAUUCCUGGUAACGGUCGUCCGUACUUUGCUCGGCGAUGCCUCACCGAGGGUGGUCGCGAAAGUUUCAAGUCACAUUGGCCAAUGGAGAUCUUAUUCAACUAUCUUGGCCAAUAUCAGCAACUUGAGAGGGCGGACGCUCUUCUUCAGCCAGUGGGCACCAUGGCUGGUGAGACUGGUAAGGCUGGAGGUACUUCUGACUUUGGCCAUAGUACUUGCAGAUGGGGACUUUUCGAAAUCUCCGCCUUUGUCUUCAAAGGUCGUCUCAAAGUUGCAUUUACUUUCAACCGCGAUAUGCUUCAUCAAGCAAACGUCUUGAGAUGGGUUUCGGAGUGCGAAGCAACCAUUUCAAAUAUGAUUCGCGGACUCAAUGUGUUGGAGCCAAAGCCAACUCUCAGCGAUUUUCCACUUCUAUCUCUAACUGAGGAAAGCUUCAACUCCAUUCUCGGUAGACUUUCGGCCAUGGGAAUUCCCGACACCGACGUGGAAGACAUAUAUCCCUGCUCCAGUAUGCAGGAAGGUCUAUUACUAUCACAGACUAAAGAUUCUGGCUACUAUGCUGCUGCUACACUUCAUGAGGUCUUAAUGCCAGAGUCCCAGAUGUCUUGGAAGACCGUUGCUGAGGCUUGGCAACAAGUUAUCAAGCGCCAUCCAGCAUUGCGAACUGUUUUCGCCGAGAAUGUGGGCGUGAAGGGUCUCUACAACCAGAUUGUCCUCAAGAACAUUGAGGCCAACGUCGUCCACCUUGAGGCUGCGGAUGAAGAUGAUGCUAUCAGAAUCAUUGAGCAGCAGAGAUCCAUUUCUUACAAUCACGGCCAAUGCCCAAACCAUCGCCUCACAAUCUGUGAUACGGCCGACGGAAGAAUCUUCUGCUCUCUGGACAUUAGCCAUGCAAUCAUGGAUGGGCAUUCUAUGAGCUUACUUAUCAGUGAGCUGAGGGCAGCAUGUGAGGGACAACUUGCACUCGGCUGCACUCCGCUCAGUGCAUACAUUGCAUGGCUUACCCGGCAGCCAGAGGAAGCCAGCCUGGAAUUCUGGAAGUCCUACCUACAUGGUAGCGAGAUCUCUUCAUUUCCUGUUCUCGACGAUGGACAAGGGCAGCUUCUAGAAAAGAAGCUAGUCACGAUUCGCAUGGAUCUGUCUAGCAUUAGCUUGCCCGACUUCCAAUCCUUCUGCAACGCCAAUGGUAUCACACUGUCCAAUGUCUUUCAUACUGCAUGGGCUCUUACAAUCAGUUGCUAUAUGGGUAGCGAUGAUGUCACGUUUGGAUAUCUGACAUCUGCAAGGGAUUCGGAAGAAAUUGAAGACGUGGAGAGCAUCGUCGGUCCACUGAUCAAUACUCUAGUCUGUAGGGUAAACUUUUCCGAUGGAUCCCGAUGUCUUUUCGAUGUAUUACAAGACGUACAAAGAGACUAUAUGGAGGCUCUGCCACAUCGUCACAUCGCCCUUGCUGAUGUUCAACACGCCCUUGAAUUGUCAGGUGCGAACUUGUUCAACACCGCGCUGUCGUACCGUCGCUUGCCUCAGGAUCAGGCUGUAAAUCAUUCUGGAGUCCGCUUACAGGAAGUUCGCCCAAUCUAUGACCCGACUGAGUAUCCGGUCAGCAUUAAUAUUGAAGUUGGUGAUGACAGCACAGCAGUCGAUCUUGAUUAUUGGACGGAUCACCUCACUCCAGAUCAAGCUACAAACGUCGCCAACACUUUUGUUCGAGCUUUGGAGAAUAUUGUUUUCCAUUCAAAACGACGCAUUUCAACUUUGGAACAUAUAAGUCCAGAGCAUCUCCGCCAAAUUCACGACUGGAACAUCAUGCCAGAAACCAUCAAUGAAUGUGUACACGACAGAUUCUUUCAAUGGGCUAACCGCCAGCCCGAUGCUCAGGCAAUAUGUGCACAUGACGGAGAAUAUACGUACGCUGAAUUGGAGGUCGUUACUGAUCGAUUAGCACAUCAUCUCGUCCAGCUAGGCGUAAGGCCCGAGACAUUUGUUCCAACAUGCUUUGAUAAAAGCAUGUUCGCUAUCAUCGCCAUGUUGUCCGUUAUCAAGGCAGGUGGCGCUGCUGUUCCUCUUGAUGCCACGCAUCCUGCGAAUGCCCUACAGACACGUCUUGAGGAUGCUGACUCGAAGAUUGUUUUAACGACAUCCACACGCGCCGAAAAGUUUGAAGGGCUAGUAGACAAUAUUAUUGUUGUAGAUGACUCCCUAUUACAGAGUCUUCCAGCAGUUCGCGGUCCGAUCAACACAGGCGUACAGCCGCAUCAUCCAGUCUUCGUCAUCUUCACUAGCGGUAGUACCGGAAGACCCAAGGGCGUGGUACUCGAGCAUUCUGCUAUGGUCACCAGUGCCGAAGCACACGGAUCAAGGAUUGGUCUGGAUCAUAGUGCGCGCAUGCUGCAAUUUGCUUCUUACACAUUCGACAACUCACUCGAAGAGAUGUUUACUACUCUCCAGAGGGGAGGUUGCGUGUGUGUCCCCUCUGAAGCUGAUCGGGUCAAUGAUCUUGCCGGAGUUGUAACCAGGCUUAAUGUUAACAUGAUGGACCUCACACCGACAGUAGCUUCCUUGCUUACUCCGGAAGAGGUUCCAACGCUAAAGCGAUUGGCCCUCGGUGGAGAGGCCCUCACUAAGGCGAUGGUCGAGCUUUGGAGCCCACAUGUAUCACUAUUCGGCCAAUACGGACCCAGCGAAGCGUCAAUUAACUCCGCGUUCAAGGACUUUAGUGAUGGUCGUGGUGAAGCAACCAAUAUCGGCAAAGCUGUCGGAUGCGUCACAUGGGUUGUUGAUCCUGAAAACCGUAAUCGCUUGAUGCCGAUAGGUUGCAAAGGAGAACUUCUUCUCGAAGGGCCAAUUCUUAGUCGUGGCUACCUGAAAGACAUGGAAAAGACGCAGGCUGCUUUCAUCACUGAUCCGGAGUGGGCCCGCGUUACAGGACCGACAGGGCGUCGGUUCUAUUGUACCGGAGAUCUUGUUCAUUAUACUUCAGAAGGUGAAAUGAUGUAUCUGGGUAGGAAAGACUCGCAGGUCAAACUUCACGGGCAGCGCAUUGAGUUAGGUGAGAUUGAGCACCACCUCCAGCUCAACUUGUCGACCAGCGCCAAAUCGGCCGUGGAACUAGUCAAGUUUAACGACAUCAACGCUACUAAAGCUCUGGUAGCAUUCUUGUGCCUGUCUGAAGAAGAGGAAAUGGUGGCUAUCGGCGAAAUGACCGAGUCGUUGCGAGCAAUGGCGAAGCAAGCGGAAAUAGGCCUUGCUAAUGCGCUACCUGUUUAUUAUGUUCCUUCGGUUUUCAUGCCAGUCACGCGCAUGCCAAUGACUACCUCAGGCAAGCUUGACCGAAAAGUGUUACGAACAUUGGCAGCAGCAGUUUCAGAUUCGCAGCUCGCAUCCUACCGGCUAGCAGGAAAGAGUGGCCGCACACCCGAGGGGCAUAUCGAAGUCACCUUGGCGCGUGUCUGGGCUUCUGUGCUGAAGCUCAGUGAUGGAGCAAGCGCAAUUGGCGCAGAAGAUUCUUUCUUUCGACUCGGUGGUGAUUCCAUUAGUGCUAUGAGACUGGUGACUGCGGCUAGGAAAGAUGGCAUUCUUCUGAACGUGGCCAAUGUCUUCUCACAUCCAAAGUUGGUCGACCUCGCAGCCACUGCUAUCGUUUCCUCCGAAGAGACAUCGCUCGUCACGGAUGCGACUCCCUUUGAGAUGCUCCCAGCAGCUAACCGUCAAGCUGUUCUGGGGCUUGCAGCCUCAGAGUGCAGUGUCUUCCCAGACUCCAUUGAAGACAUUUAUCCAUGCAGCAAGCUCCAGGAGGGCCUGAUAAUGCUGACCAAUAAAGAUCCCGGCACUUAUGUAGUGCAGCCUGUCUACAGAUUGCCUUCAGACAUUGACAUCGCGCGCUUUAAAGCCGCUUGGAAAGCAGUAGUCGCUGCCGAAUCCGUCCUCCGCACACGUAUCGUUUACUCCGAGAAGUAUGGGUUUCUUCAGGUUGUUUUGCGGGAGGAGCUUUCCUGGCAUUCCCUUUCUGGAGUACAGGACAUCAACGAAAGUACCAGAAGACUUCCUGCGAAAAAUGGGGCGCCACUCAUCACUCUUACUCUUGUAGGAGAGAACACCACCCAGCCCAUGUUCGUCUGGACAGUUCACCAUGCCAUCUACGACGGUUGGAGCUGGACAAACCUGUUUCGCAAAGUGGAAAUGCACUACCAUAACGAUGUGCAAGACAUGCCUGCUACGGUUCCUUACUCACGCUUCGUCAAGUAUCUUUGCUCCUUGGACCAGAAAGAGUCCGAUGCGUUCUGGACGUCGCAACUUGACAACGUAGCGAUUACUCAAUUCCCUCAAUUGCCUUCUCCUGAUUACCACGUUGAGACGAACAGCCAGCUACUCCAUUAUGUCCAGUUGAAGCGAAAUGCGGAGCUGGAAGUCACAGUACCCUCUAUAAUUCGAGCAGCUUGGGGCCUUCUCCUCGCGACAUAUUCAGGUUCAGAUGAUGUGGUAUGGAUGGAAACGAACAGUGGUCGGGAGGCUGUCGUUCCUGGCAUUGAGGCUAUAAUUGGCCCCACCAUCACAACUGCACCUGCUCGAUUACGGCUUAAUCGUGCUCUGACAGUUCACGAAUAUCUCAAAGAAACACAGAAACAGUCAUCUUUGUCUCUGCCUUACCAAUUCGCCGGUCUACAACAUAUCCGCAGACUCAAUUCAGAGACGGCGGCAGCCUGCGAGGCCCAGAGCUUCUUAGGUAUCGAGGCAGCUGAUGAUAUUGAUUCGCAUAGCCCGCUUUGGCAGAUGGAGAGUAGUAACACCGUUGGUACCAACUUCCUGAACUACGCCUUUACCUUUAAUUGCAAAGUGGACUCAACCGGUGUCCGCGUUGAAGCAUUAUUCGAUGAUCGCGUUGUCGAAAAGUGGCUCGUCGAGCGUAUCACUCAGCAAUUUGAGUUCCUGCUCUGUCAACUGAAUGCAAACAUCAAUAUGGACAAGAAGUUGGAAGAUGUCGAGUUGCUCAACCCCGCUGACCGAGACGUGAUCAGUGCAUGGAACAGCCAGCCUGUACCGACCAUCCCCAGAUGCAUUCACGAUGUCAUCCAGGAAGACCAGUCCGCACGAAGGCUCACAGCGCCUGCUAUCGACGCUUGGGAUACUGGUGUCAUGAGUUACCAGGAGCUUAAUGAACGCGCUACAGCACUUGCGUACCGACUAACAGCCUUGGGUGUGAAGCCUAGACAAUUCGUGCCGCUUUGUUUUGACAAGUCAGGCUGGACGAUCGUUGCUAUGCUUGCUGUUCUCAAGGCAGGCGCUGCUUUCGUCCCUCUAGACUUCGAAGCUCCUGUCCUCAGACUUCGUGAGAUAGUAGGUGAUGUAGGCGCAGAAUUACUUCUUUGCGCGCCGCAGUACGAAGAGCUUUGUGAAUCGAUUCCCUGCAGAGCCCAAGUGGUGGAUCGAGAGUCAACCAUCUACAACAAGCCACGUCUCCCAUGUCUUCCUUCGGUUGAUUUUAAUGAUCCAGCAUACGCAUUCUACACUUCUGGGUCGACUGGAAAGCCAAAAGGGGCUGUGGUCAAUCAUGUGCAUUGGGUCACAAGCUCCACUGCCUUCGCUCCAGGCUGGAAGAUUUCCGAGACCUCCAGGAUUCUCCAAUUCGCUUCCUACACCUUUGAUGCCUGCCUGAUUGAAAUCUUCACUAAUCUCAUGAAUGGCGGUACCAUAUGUGUUCCAGAUCAGGCCGCUCGAACGAACGAUCUUGUGGGAGCUAUCAACCAAUUCAAUGUGAACUGGGCUGCCCUAACUCCUUCAGUCAUCCGUACAAUGACCCCAUCGCAAGUUCCACAUCUUAAAACAUUAUUCUUGGUUGGAGAGGCCAUGUCUCAACAGGAUCUCACGACAUGGGCGGACAAAGUCACACUCGGCAACGGCUAUGGUCCAACUGAAUGCGCUUGUGUAGCUACCUGUAAUAUUAUGACGCCCAGCACACGACCAAAUAAUCUGGGUGAUGUUGUCACAGCCAGAGGAUGGAUUGUUUUGCGCAACAAUCACCACAUACUUGCACCUGUUGGAGCUGUUGGCGAGUUGCUGCUAGAGGGAGGUGCAGUUGGUGCAGGAUACCUUAACAACCCGGAAAAGACAGCAGAGGCAUUCCUCACAGCGGUACACUGGUCAACAGAUUUGCUUGGCGCAAAUGAAAGCAAACCCCUACGCAUCUACAAGACUGGAGACUUGGUGAAGUACAAUGAAGACGGUACAAUGCUGUACCUCGGUCGCAAAGACUUCCAGGCUAAGGUUCGGGGCCAACGAUUGGAAUUAUCCGAAGUCGAACAUAAGCUCCUUGACGACCGUAUGGUGCAAAGCGCUCUCGCCUCUGUUCCUACCAAGGGCCCCUGUGCCAAACGGCUAGUCGCAAUACUCUCACUGCAGAACAUGCCGGCCGCCGCAUUGGGCACUGCAAGCCCACUGCAGAUCAUAUCUCAAGAGAUUGCUUCAAAAAAUGUUGCCAGUAUCAGGGACAGCCUUUGUGAACGCUUACCAACGUACAUGAUCCCAUCUUUGUGGGUUGCUAUCAAUCGCUUCCCUUUGAUGCCAUCUGGAAAGCUAGAUCGAAGAUGCGCGGCGCAAUGGUUGGAGCAAAUGGACCAGGCUACCUAUCGAAUGAUUUCGACAAUAGGUGCAGAAGCCCCUGAUACGAAUAGUGGAUCUUCGAUUGAGCACAAGUUACAAGAGAUCUUCGCCAAAGCACUGAACCUGCCUGCUAGCGAUAUUCGGCUGAACCAGUCCUUCUUACAUCUCGGCGGCGAUUCGAUUGCGGCUAUGCUAGUUUCAUCACAAUGUCGCACACAGGGCCUCCCAAUCAGCGUAAAAGACAUUAUUCGUGCAAAAUCAAUCACAGCCUUGGCUUCUGCAGUUGACCUUUCUAAAAAUUCUGAGCCUGCCCCUGAAGUUACGGAAUACUCUUUGCCUUUUGGUCUUUCGCCGAUUCAAAAGGUGUUCUUCGAAACUGUUGGCGACUCAUACAAUCACUUCAAUCAGGCCGAGACAUUGCGCCUUUCUCGAAACACCGAGGAGAGUGAACUUCGAACUGCCCUUGUGGCCCUGGUCAAAAUUCAUCCCAUGCUCCGAGGACGCUUCACCAGGAAUGAAGUCGGAAUCUGGAAGCAGCGCAUUGAACAAGAUGUUGAGAAUUCAUUCAGGCUACAGCACCAUCGCGUCCAGGAAAUGAGUGAUCCGGAGCUACAGCGCGCGUUCGACGAUAGUCAGGCGAGCUUGAACGUCACCAGUGGCCCAACUUUCGCAGUUGAUCUAUUCGAAAUCGAGGAUGACUUCUCCCAAGUGCUAACACUAGUUGCUCAUCACCUCGUUAUUGAUAUCGUUUCGUGGGGUGUUGUUCUCGAAGAUCUCCAGGCGUUGUUAAAUGGAGUGCAGCCUUCUCCUCAGAGUCUGCCUUAUCAUGCAUGGUUGCAACAGCAAUUUCUGCAAGUCAAACAAGAGAAUCCUAGGAACUUCUUCCCCACCGUGGAAAUUCCGCCUGCCAAAUUUGAUUACUGGGGUAUGGAAGGACGACCUAAUCUCAAUGGUGAUUUGAUUAGUGCAGACAUAGGGCUGUCCACCCGUGACACAAUGCUGCUUCUUGGCGCACAGGAUGCUCUAGCAACGGAGAUUGUCGAUAUCCUGGUUGCCGGGCUUCUAGAAUCUUUCCAUAAAACAUUUCCAGAUCGGUCUCCCGUUGCGAUACAUAACGAAGGUCAUGGCAGAGAAACAUUCAAUUCUCAUCAGGAUCUAUCUCGGACAAUUGGCUGGUUCUCCACCGCGACUCCAAUUUAUCUACCUAUAUCUGCAGAUGAGAAGACAGAUAUCAUCAGCACAAUCCAAUGGGUUAGGGAUUUUAGACUCAGAACUCCGGACAAAGGACGACCGUAUUUUGCCUACAGAAAUUUGACUGAAGAAGGCCGGAAACGAUUUGAUGGCCACUGGCCAGCUGAGGUUUUGUUUAACUAUGUCGGAAGGCUUCAACACCAAGAUCGUAAAGAUGGCAUGUUCACUAGUCUUACCAGCCUGAAAUCUAAAGAGAUUGGAGACGAAAUCCCUCGUCUUGCUCUUUUCGAAGUCACUGCUGCAAUCUCCAAAGGAGCCAUCAACAUAUCCUUUGAUUGGAACCGGAACAUGAAUCGGCAACAAGAGAUCCGCGAAUGGGUUGGACAAUGUCGGCAGACGCUUGUUGAUGCCAUCGAUGAACUAUUACAAGUUCGACAAGAGCAGAGCCUCAGGAACUUCCGAAGUUUGCCGCUGCUCUACAAUGGUCUCUAUAGGGUUAUAAAGGCCCUUCCUGCGGGCUUGAAUCUUGUCGACAUUGAAGAUAUCUACCCUGCCUCUCCUAUGCAACAAGGACUGCUCUUCACGCAAUCUCGAAAUCCUGACCUAUACACGUAUCAAACAACAUGCCAGGUCAAAUCAACUGACAAUAUUCCGGUCGACCCUCUUCGACUUGCCGAAGCAUGGCAGGUGGUAGUUCACCGCCACCAAGCCUUGCGUACCAUCUUCAUCGACAGCCUUGCCAAAGACGGCUCCAAAGACCAAAUUGUUGUCAAAAACAAGGCCGGAAGAGUCCAGUUGUUUGCGGAUUGCGAUGACCGACGCAUUGCAGAGAUGCUACGUGGUCUAGCUCCAAUCGAUUGUCGUGAACUUACCCCUCCACACAAAAUGACUAUCGCAAAAACGAAGUCCGGCAAAGUAUGGAUGAAGCUUGAAAUCAGUCACGCGAUCAACGACGGUACUUCUGUUUCGAACAUGCUUGUUGACCUCGCUCGUGCGUACGCGAGGAAGCUCUCGCGAGCAGACAUCGGACCCCUUUACUCCGAUUACAUCGAGCAUGUUCUGUCGAUGCCGAGAGAUGCUGAUCUGGCUUACUGGAAGACAUACCUUUCGGGAAUUGAACCUUGCUUCUUCCCGACUCUCAACGAUGGGAAGCCACUUGCGCGUGAACCUGCUUCAGUCGUUGUUGAUAUACGUCACAUCGAUACUGUGCAAGCAUUCUGCAAGCGAAAUGGGGUAACUCUUUCCAACCUUCUUCAACUUACUUGGGCUUUGACUUUACACUACUACGUCGGCGCCUUUGAUGUUUCCUUUGGCAUAGUAGCAUCGGGUCGGGACAUACCUGUUACCAACAUUGAGUCUGCUGUAGGGUGCUUCAUUACCAUGCUUUGCGGUCGUCUGGUAUUCUCAGACGACACAACUAUUGCCGAACUUCUCGACUCGCUUCAAAUAAGCUCCACAGAUGCUCUAUCUCACCAAAAUUGCUCUCUUGCCGAUGUUCAGCAUGAGAUGCAAUUACCCGCACUCUUCAACACCGCUUUCACAUUUCAGCGCCGCAGUCUCUCACGCGACCCUGAUCAGAUAGCGCUCCUCUACGAGGACAUGGAAGCGGACGAUUCCGGGGAGUAUAUUGUCACUGUCAAUGCGGAUGUCAUGGAUGACAGUAUCACUAUCGAUUUUGGGUAUUCACAAGACAAGAUCAUUCCUACCCAAGCUCAGAAUAUGGCGGAUACAUACGAGAAGAUCUUGAAUAUCAUUGUGGGCAAUGUGGCCAGCGAACUCACGGUUGGGGGUGUGGAUGUAUCUACCGAAGGCAGCCUUCGCCAGAUUCUGGGUUGGAAUGCAGGGCUCCCUCCUCCUAUCAACAGGUGUAUACACAAGGUCAUCCAUGAUCAAGCUCUAACGAGGCCACGCAUGACAAAGGCAGUCGAGGGAUGGGAUGGCUCGUUCACCUACCAGGAGUUUGACAGAGUCACCGAUCAGUUGGCGGCUUAUCUUCAGUCUAUUGGUAUCAAGACCGAGACUUUUGUUCCCAUAUUGUUCGAGAAGUCAUUAUGGGCAAUUGUCAGCAUGAUAGCUAUCAUGAAAGCAGGGGGCGCGUAUGUUCCUCUUGACCCCAAACACCCGCAGACGCGUCUUCGCGAACUCAUAACAGAUGUCGGAGCCGAGGUUGUCUUAUGCUCCCGUAAGUAUCAAGCAACUGCAUCGGAGGUGGCCAAGACACCCUUAGUAGUUGACCAGCGCUCGAUCCGAAAGCUAGCAACGCCUGCUUCUAGCGCACUUCUUGCAGCAGCAACUCCUGAAAAUGCAGCGUACUGCCUAUUUACGUCUGGCACCACGGGAAAGCCGAAGGGGACAAUUAUCUCUCAUCGAGCAUUUUGCACAAGCGCAGCUGCCUUCACGCGUCGCAUGAACAUUAAUGCUACGUCGCGCACUUUCCAGUUCGCCUCUUACACAUUUGAUGCCAGCUGCAUAGAAAUCCUGUCUGCGUUGACAGUGGGCGCGACAGUUUGUGUACCAUCGGAAGAUGAUAGGAUGAAUAACUUGGCCGGUGCGAUUCGCAAGUUGAAGGCCAAUUGGUCGUUGCUUACUCCUUCUGUCCUUGGUACUGUUGAGCCAGAGCGCGUUCCCUGUUUAAAGACUCUCGUGUCCGGCGGCGAAGCACUCCCUGGGCAUAUCCUCAAGAAAUGGGGCUCCAGCACAUGCUUUAUCAAUGCAUACGGACCAACGGAAUGUGCCGUUGUAGCAGCUACUGCGUACAAAUCCACGCUCGACCACAAACUGAUCGUAUCUGAACCUGGGACUAUCGGUACUGGAAGCGGAUGUCGUUUGUGGAUCGUUCACCCACGAAAUCAUGACAAACUUAUGCCGGUAGGCACCGUGGGUGAAUUGGUCAUUGAAGGACCGACUGUUGCUCGCGGGUACUUGAAUGAGGAAGAAAAGACAAGAAAAGCAUUCAUCACUAAUCCUUUGUGGACGGCAACAAUCGCUGCGCAAUAUAGCACAUUCGAGACUGUUCGCAUGUACAAGACUGGCGACUUGGUUCGCUACAACAGUGAUGGUUCUGUGAGUUAUGUCGGACGCAAAGACACGCAAAUCAAGCUCAACGGACAACGUGUUGAGCUGGGUGAAAUCGAGUACCACGUAGGCCAGAACCUCCCGGAGAACGUACAAUCAGCCGUCGAACUGAUUGCACCAUCGACCCGGAGCUCAGCGAAAGCGUUGGCAGUAUUCUUCUCAGUUGUACAUCCUCCUCUGAUCGAGGGAGAACAAGAUGUACAGCAUGCAACGGCUGAUGAUGUAGGUUCUGAAGAACUACUUCUUCCUUUAGACGACCAACUGCGAGACAUCUGCAAGAAUGCAGAAAAUGGCCUCGCAGGCUCUCUACCGACAUACAUGAUCCCUUCUAUCUUCAUACCGGUCAAAAAGAUGCCAUGGACAUCGGCUGGAAAAUUGGAUCGAAACCGUCUACGAGGGUCUGUACAAGAUCUUAGCCGUGAAGCGCUAGCCAUGUACCGUCUCAGCAGCAUGGCAAACAAGAAACAACCUACCACAGAUGCGGAGAAGAAGAUCCACAAGGCGGUUUGUGUGGUUCUGAAUCUGCCUGCUUCCUCGGUCAGUAUCGAUGAUAGCUUUGUCCGUCUCGGUGGUGACUCAAUCUCAUCCAUGCGCCUCAUUGCGAUGGUGCAGACUGAACAACUGGAACUAUCUUUCAUCGAUAUCUUCAAAUCACCCAAGCUCGCCGAUCUGGCCAAAGUUGCCUCGCACACCAGCACUGCUAGCCAGCAUGAGAAAUCUUUACAGCCAUUUCAGCUUCUUCGAGACCCUUUCAAGACACCAGAUGUCCUUGCUCAUCUUAUGGAGCAAUGCCAGAUGCCCAGCGCAGAUUUACAGGACGUGUAUCCAACAAGUCCACUUCAAGAUGCACUCAUCACGCUCACCAUCAAGCAGCCGGGGGCAUAUGUCGCGCAGCAUGUCCUCGCGCUUCCACAGUCCAUGGAUGUGGCCAAGUUUAGAUCAGCGUGGGAAAAGGCUAUCGGAGAUAUCGAUAUCCUACGCACUCGUAUCAUCCAACUUUCAUCUGGUGCAUUUAUGCAGGUUGUGCUUAAGGAGGACCGAAUUGACUGGAAUGAAACAGGUUCCCUUCAGGAUGUUCAAGCGGAAGUGCUAAGAAUCCCCUCACACCAUGGCGGCCGCCUUGCGACUUAUACAAUCGUCACCACCGAAUCCAAUCAGCGGUACUUUGUAUGGACAAUGCAUCACGCUCUUUAUGAUGGCUGGAGUAUCUACUUGAUGCUGCAGCGCGUCCAGCAAAUCUACAUGAAAGGCGCAUCGAACAUGUUGCAAACCCCUUACGCUCGAUUCAUCCAAUACCUGUCCAACAGAGAUCACAGUGUUUCAAAAGAGUAUUGGAGAACAAACCUGGACCAGGUCGACGCAUACCAGUUUCCCAGAUCUUCGCAGGUCAGCACAAAGGACAAACCGAGUGGACAAACACUUCAUCAUCAGAUGAAACUAGCCCCCCACAAGCAUGUCGAUGUUACACCCACGAAUGUCAUUCGAGCGGCCUGGGCUAUAGUACUUGCGGCCUACACACACAGUAAUGACGUAGUGUUUGGAGAGACCCUCACCGGACGCGAUGUUGCCGUCAAUGGCAUCAUGGACGCAUGUGGGCCUGUCUUGACGACUGUUCCAACAAGAGUGAAGAUCGAUAGCGGAUCAACCAUUCGUGAGCUUCUUCAAGCGAUAGCAUCCAAUGCUACCGAGCGUAUACCGCAUCAGCACUAUGGCAUAUCUGCCAUUAAGGCGAUUGGCAACGAAGCAGCAGCUGCCUGCGAUUUCCAGAAUCUUUUGGUAGUUCAAACGGAAAAUGAGGUACUUGAAAACUCGAUGUGGUCAAUUCACGACAACGGCAACCAAGGCAAUUUCUUCACGUACCCUCUGGUCAUCGAAUGCAAGAUCAGAUCUUCCAGCACUGAUGUUCUUAUGCAUUUUGAUGCGGACGUCAUCUCCCCUUGGCAUGUUCAGCGACUCGCUUAUCAGUUCGAGUCUGUAUUGAAUCAACUCCAAAACGCGACGCGCAUCAGCCAAAUCAGUGUCUUCAGCGACCAGGACAAGCAGCUCGUUCGUAAAUGGAACAGUGGUGAGCCCCUAUUAGUUGAUGAAACUAUACCAGCUGUAUUCCAAAAGAACGCGACUGCUCAACCCGACGCAGUUGCAGUUGCAGCGUUCGAUGGUGAACUUACGUACGCUGAGCUCGCUAGCUACGCGACGAAUUUGGCACAGGAACUCCUCGAUCUCGGUGCCGGUCCUGAAACACUCAUCUUGAUAUGUUUGGAUAAAUCACUCUGGACUAUUGUUGCGAUCAUGGGUAUCAUUCUGGCUGGUGCUGCCUACGUACCAUUGUCGCCAGAACACCCUCCCUCCCGACAUGAGCAGAUUAUUGAGACAUGCAAGUCUUCUAUCAUACUUUGCUCACCAUCAUACAAGUCUCGAUUCGAAGCCUUGGUGGAGCACGUUCGGACUGUUACAGGAGAUUCCAUACGAAAACUUCCAGCACCCGAAGCGCCGCUGCCCCAGAAGAUCAGAAGCAAUAAUGCUUGCUAUGUUCUCUUUACCUCUGGAAGCACCGGAAUCCCGAAAGGUGCUGUCAUAGAGCAUAGAAAUGUCACAUCAAACGCCAUUGCGAUCAGUGAGGCUGCCCAUAUGACUCCUACAUCGAGGGUGAUUCAGUUCAGUACAUUAGUUUUCGACGCUUCUGUUCUUGAGAUCAUCAUACCUCUUCUUCUUAGAGCCACUGUUUGUGUGCCCUCUGAGGAGCAACGCACUACCGAUCUGGCUUCAGCGCUGACUUCGUUGAAAGCCGAUUGGGCUUUCAUGACCCCAUCGGUCGCCAGCACGCUUGACGGGCCCCAGUCGGUUCCUACUCUGAAAACGCUAUCUGUUGGAGGCGAAGCAAUUACUACCGAAGUAAUCAACAAAUGGGCGUCUGGAGUCAAGUUAGUGAAUGGCUAUGGACCGACAGAGUGUUGCAUCUUCGCCGUCAUGAAUGAUAAGGUUCGGGAGCAACGCUCCCUCUCCAACAUUGGGAAUUUGCUUAAAACUGGGCGUGGUUGGCUGACCCAUCCCAACAACCCUCAUCAACUUGCACCUGUUGGAGCGACGGCCGAGCUGUGCCUCGAAGGAUCAAAUGUGGGACGAGAGUACUUGAACGACCCCAAACGAAGCGCGGAAACUUUUGUCGAAAACCCAGAUUUUCUCAAGGACUUCUCUAGGUCUGCUGGGAACCGCAUAUAUCGUACUGGAGAUCUUGUUUCCUAUGAUACUGAUGGUUCUAUCAAGUACAUGGGACGAAAGGACAACCAGAUCAAACUUGCUGGGCAGCGUAUGGAGCUUGGUGAAGUUGAACAUAACCUGCAACGAGAUGACAGUAUUCGCCAGCUAGUCGUACAACUUCCCAAGGCUGGUCCAUGCGCCAAGAAGCUUACUGCUGUUGUCAGCUUCUCGGCCGGUAUGGCGGCACAUGCGAACACUCAGUGGAAUACGCCUCUUUCUGAUCCAGAAUCUCUUUCGCUGCUGAAUCACUCACGAGAGAGGCUGAUGGAAAGAGUUCCGCCAUACAUGGUCCCCAUCGUCUGGAUAGCAGUUCCUCGCAUUCCAUCUCUCGUGUCUACUAAAUUUGACAAAAAGCAGGUCGCUUCCUGGUUGGAGGGUCUUGAUGAUUCUACAUAUGAGAAGAUCAUGCAGACUGAAUACGCUGGGGAUGCAGGAGAAGAGAUAAGCGAUGCUUUUGUCAUGCUCCGUGGAAUAUGGGCGAAGGCCCUGAACAUUCCGAUUGACAGGGUCAAGCCCAACCGAUCCUGGCUUUCAUUGGGUGGUGAUUCUAUUGCUGCCAUGAAGAUGCUUGCAAGGUGCAGAAGUGAAGGCAUCCAUCUCACUUUGAACCAGGUGCUUCGUGCCAAGUCACUUGCUCAUCUGGCAGAGAGCGUGAAGUUUACGGCCACAAUGACCCAUGGCGAAGAACGACUCGAUGAGCCUUUUCAACUGGGACCUAUCCAGCGCUUUUAUUUCCAAAAUGAAGGAGCAGAGCAAAACACGCACUUCAAUCAGUCAUCUACAUUGCGUAUCACUUCGCGCGUGGAGCUCCCUGCUGUCAAGCGAGCCCUUGAUGCCAUCGUUGCAUGCCACGGCAUGCUUCGAGCUCGUUACUCAAAGAAUACGGCAGGAGAAUGGCAACAGCUUGUCAAGCCCGUAGCAAACUCUUACUUGUUUGAGGCCCACGACAUCUCAACUGUGUCUUCGGCUAUCCCUGUCGUAGCUAAUACGCAGAAGAGCCUUGACAUCCGACGAGGCCCGGUUUUCGCUGCAAAUCUUUUCGACAUCAAGGGUGAACAGAUCAUUUUCAUGGCAGCGCAUCACCUGGUAGUCGAUCUCGUGAGUUGGGGCAUGAUCAUACAAGACCUAGACGAUCUUUUGGGAUCGACUGGCUCAACGCCAACGCUACAAAAAGGUCUAUCAUUCCAAGCUUGGUGUGAGAAACAGAGCGUACACACAUUGGACAUGCUUCAGCAAUCAUCUAUUCAAAGGCAGCCUCUUGUCGUACAACCAGCAAAUCUCUCGUUCUGGGGUAUGGACACAAGAUCCAAUCUGUAUGGGGAUGUCGAAAGAGACGAUUUUACCAUCAGCAAAGAGAUCACCGCUAUGGCAACAGGUCAUCAUCAUGUGUACAAAACAGACCUUGUGGACAUCUUCCUUGCGGCCGUUAUACAUUCUUUCUCACGUGUUUUCAUUAAUCGCAAGGUCCCGACAGUCUUCAACGAGUCUCAUGGACGCCAAGUAUGGGAAUCAAGCAACAUAGACCUUUCCCGGACUGUUGGAUGGUUUACAACGAUGCACCCAGUUACUGUUCCUAUUGAUGAUGAUGAGGACGAAGUUCUUCAUACUCUUCGACAAGUCAAGGAUACGCGCGGAAAGAUUCUGGAUAGUGGAAGGCCUUACUUUGCACAUCGUUUCCUUACUGAGCACGGAAAGCAACAAUUUGCAGACCACGCACCGGUAGAAGUCCUUUUCAACUAUCUUGGUUACCAAGGAAGUUCUGGCGAUGGAAAAUCUUUGCUACAACCUACGAGUAUUGAUAGCGAUGACGGAGAAGAGACUGCCGACGUUGGCAGGAAAACCUCUCGCGUGGCAUUGUUCGAAAUAUCUGCAAUCGUGACUAAUGAUCAGAUCCAGUUCAGCUUCAUGUACAAUCGCUGUUCGAAGAAUCAAAAGGGUAUUCGCAGGUGGAUUGCCGAAUGCCAACGCACUCUGGAGGAGAUUGCCUCUGAGCUAGCCAAGCUGAACAAGCCUCAACCUACAAUAACAGAUCUUCCUCUUUUGCCCUUGGAGUCUUACAAUCGCCUUGAUAGGGUACUCAAAACACUCCCCGAUGUCGGUAUCUCGUCGUUCGAUCACGUGGAGAACAUAUAUCCUUGUUCACCAAUUCAAGACGGAAUGAUUCUCAGUCAAAUUAGAGCUCCUGAGUCGUACUGGUCUUCAACAGUUUUUGAAGUCAAGGCACGACGUGGACCAGUCGAUGCCAAGAAGAUCGUUGAUGGAUGGAGACAGGUCGUCGCUCGCCAUCCAGCUUUACGCACUGUUUUCAUCGAUAGCGUUUGCAAGGGCGGCGUGUUCGAUCAGAUUGUGCUCAAGAAUCCAGACUCUGGAGUUGUCACUUGUACAUGCAGUGACGCAGAGUUGUCCGCGAUGCUGCAGUCCAUUAAGCACAGUUCACUCAACGGCAAGAAGAAACCGGUCCUCCCGCACCAAGCCGCUGUUAUUCAGACUACAUCUGGAAGGGUCAUUAUCAAACUCAUCGUCAACCAUUCGGUGAUUGAUGGAGGAUCUCUUGCAGUCAUCGAAAAUGACCUUCAGGAAGCAUACGAAGGGCGCCUGACCGGGGAAGGUCCACUUUACAGCGACUACAUUAAAUACCUUCGGGAACUCUCUGCAGAUGAUGCCAUCGAAUACUGGAAAGCAAAACUUCGUGGUGUUAGUCCCUGCCAUUUCCCCACUGCGACUCGAGACACAAGUAAACCACGACAAUUAAAAUCCUUUGAUAUGCGUUUCAGCCGCUUUGGAGAGCUCCAUGGUCUUGCGGAAGCCAGUAACGUCACAUUUGCCAACUUGUUCUUGACAGCCUGGGCACUGGUGCUUCGUUCUUACACCAACUCCCCCGACGUUUGUUAUGGCUACCUCACUUCUGGAAGGGAUGUGCCCGUUCCAAACGUAGAAAGCGCCGUCGGAGCAUUCCUGAACAUGCUGGUAUCGCGCGUCGAAAUGAACCAGUCUUCUCAGUUUCUUCAAGUCACGCAAAAGGUGCAGUCAGACUUCAUUGACUCGACUCCGCAUCAGCACUGCUCCCUCGCGCAGUUUCAACACGACUUGGGGCUAUCUGGAAAGGCUCUCUUCAACACUGCCGUCUCGAUCCAAAAACGCAGUGGCCUAGAUGAUGAAACGUCACAUACAAGUAUUGAGUUCGAGCAACUGGACGGCCAUGAUCCUAGCGAGUUCGCCAUCACAGUGAAUAUCGACGCAACGCGGCACGACGAAGGUGUACGCUUCACUUACUGGAGUGAUGCUAUUACGGGUGCGGAGGUCAAGAAAGUAUCCUCUCUCAUGUCCACAAUCUUGGUGCAAGCUCUACGUGACUCCAAGCAAACAAUCGGAGAGCUGGACGCUGUCCUGAAUGGAAAGCCGGCGCAUGCAAGCAUAGCACACUUGGCACCGCCACCGUUACAUCCAUCAAUUCUUCGAUCCGGGACAAGCACUUCCAGCGCGUCAGCGAUCUCUCCACCGCAAACACCCCAAAUCACCUUCCCAGAUAUCUCUGCAGCGGUUCCUGCAACAGCUGGCACACCGGAUUGGACGAAUCUCAUUCGGUCUAUUGUCAGCGAGAUGGUUCCUCAGAUCGUCAAUCAAAUUGUGGCUCAAAACAAGUUGCCGGCAGAAACUACGUCGUCGACUAUCGAUCAAAUGACCACUCAAAUGACGGGUAUGCUUAGUAGGAAAGCAUCUACAUCACACCGUGUUCGCGCGAGCCUUGACGGGCCCAUGGUUCCCGCGGGUUCCAUACAAGCCGAAUCUAUCCGUUCACGUCGUCUGAGUCUCGUCAGUAACGCUGAGAGCAGAAUACAGACGGCCGCUGACAUGGUGGCUACCCUAGGCGCCUAUGCCACAGAGGCUUCGCCCAAGGUGGCCCCUGAUUUUGUAGAGAAGAAGCUUCUCAACUUGUGGAGUGAGCUGCUGGAAAUGGUUGAAGAGUCGAUCGAACAAGAUGCCAGCUUUUUCCAGCUAGGAGGCGAUAGCAUCAUUGCUAUGCGUCUGGUUGGUGCCGCAAGAGAAGAGGGGCUGUCAAUGACUGUUGCAGAUGUGUUCAAGAACCCUACUUUUGCGGACAUGGCUCGCGUGGUACGUGUCGCAGGUGAAGUCAUUGACGAAGUCAUGUCACGAGCGGGCGGCGAAUCAGUGGUGGGUGAUGGGGAUGUUGAAGAUCAAUCGAAGCAUCGACGUCACGGAUCCCGUGGGCGGGCAGCGUCUAUCUGGAGCGACAUGCACUCCAUUGCAUCCGAGCUCAGGAGUGACAUGCAAGGCUUAACCCUCAAUGAGCCGCCACUUAUUGAUGAACCAGAAGUUACAAAGAACGACACAAUGUUCAACAGAUGGCAAGGCUUCUCAGCCCCCGCUCAAGAACGACCGUCUACGCCACGCAAAGUCACGUACAAGACGUCGCCAAUACCACAAACCGUUCAUGAAGGGGUAGAGAGCUCGAACAUCAAGUCUGUCUCUCUCCUUGGCGACCCGAAUGUUGAUAACGUCAUCUCAAAGGUGCAGGUUUUCAAGGGUGGUAUCUCGGAUAUCUUUCCUGUGACAGAUUUCCAAGCUCUUGCUAUUACUGGAUCAAUCAUGGAGUCCAAAUGGAUGCUCAAUUAUUUCUACCUCGAUGGACGAGGACCACUGGACCUCCGGAAGCUCAAACAAGCUGCUUAUCGCAUGGUACAAGCCUUUGACAUCUUGCGCACCGUAUUUGUUCCUUACGGCGAUCGCUUCCUCCAAGUCGUUCUACGUAAACUUCAACCAGAAUUUAUGUACGAGCAGACUGACGACGAUUUUGAUACCUUCACCAGAGGCUUGCAGCAAAGGGAUCGUGAGAUGGGCCCUCGCGUUGGCGAAGCCUUUAUUCAGUUUGUGGUCGCGAAGCAAAAGCAAACUGGAUCUCACCGUAUCUUCAUGAGGUUGUCGCAUGCCCAGUACGAUGGCGUAUGCAUGUCAAAAAUCCUUCUUGCACUCCAGGAUGGUUACAAUGGCCUUCCUGUCUCAUCUGCUCCAAGUUUCGGCAACUUUGUUCGAGAAACGGCAAAGACAGUGAGUGGAGCCCACGAACAUUGGAGAGAAGUACUUCGUGGAUCCAAGAUGACCGAGAUUGUUAACCGCUUUGGUCCAAAUUACCAACGUGCGGCUGGUCGCUCAAUCACUCUAGAAAGAAAAGUCGACUCACCCUCGCUUAAGCGUUUCGACAUCACCAGUGCCACUGUUGCCAAGGCAGCUUGGACAUCGACUCUUGCACGUAUCGCCAGCAAAUCUGACGUCGUGUUUGGGCACGUCAUCUCUGGUCGCAACGGAAGCGUUCCAAACAUUGAGAAUAUCAUCGGUCCUUGCUUGAACAUGGUUCCCGUACGUGUUAUGUACCGACCUGACUGGACUGUCCUCGAUCUGCUUCGAAACAUACAAGACCAGCAGAUAUCUAACAUGCCGUACGAGGCACUUGGUUUCCGCGAGAUUACUCGCCACUGCACAGAUUGGCCAGACUGGACCAACUUUUCAAGCAUCCUGCAACACGACCAGGGUACCCAGGUCAAUCACCAAAGCAUGCAACUAGGAGGCGUAGAGUACACUGUCGGCGCCCUCGGAUCGCAAGAGGACUUUGCAGAUCUUUCCAUACACACGAUCUCGCGCACCAACAAUGAGAUGGAAGUCCGCCUAACAUACGCUCCAAAUAGCACCAUUACCGCGGAUUUCGCACAACAUGUUUUUGAGAUGCUUUGUGCCAACAUUAUCGCCUUCUCUCACAGCCCUCGCGAUGUACUACCAUCGCCUUCCGAAUUCAGCUCUCAAAGCCCAACAACCAUCAAUCCGGAGAAGAUGCGCAAGAGAUCUGCAGAAAAACAGCCCAUCUCACUUCCAACCGACACUGGUCUCAAUCUCCAAGAGACAAACAACGUCGCCGAAAUACUACGGGCGGCAUGGGAACAGAUUCUCCACGAUGAGAACGGUCUACCCGCCCCCGUCGAGCUAAACUCCGAUUUCUUCCAACUCGGCGGCGACAUCAUGGGCCUAGCGCAAGUCGCCUCCAUACUCGACCAAGACGGUCUCAAGGUGCGCGUCGAGGAUCUGCUCGAUAAUUCCGUCUUCUUCGAUCAAGUAGGUAUUGUGGCUGCGGAGCGAAAGAAGCAGAUCGAUCGUGAUGCGCAGAAUCCUUGGGGCGAUAAGGGUAGGCUGAGGGUCGAGGAGAGGACCAAGGAACGUAGGGGUAGUGCGUUGGGGACGCUGGCGAAGAGGUUUGGGUUUAGUAGGAAGGAGAGUUCAAAAGAAUUUCCCAAGGCGCCAUGAGAGGCUUUGAUGUGUAGUUGGUUACAGUUUGGUUGAUUUGAUAUGGAUUUAUUGUUGUCUAUUGUAGUUGGUUGGAUUAUUGGUGUUAUCUGUUUUUGCUUUGGUUUCUUGUCUUACGAUGUCUUUCUUUUUUCUCUCUCGGGGUUUGGAUCUGACUGGCGUUUAUUGAAUUUUCCGGUGUGGGAUAAAGGAUGGGAGUUUUGGCUGCUAUUUUCUUCUUUCUGUUGCAGUAUUAAUUCAACUGUUCAAGACAUAUUCCUGCUUCCAUCUUGGGAAGAUACAGUGACUAGCCAAAAGUUCGCGACUCAUUAGUGUAUCCUGCCAAGGCCCACAUAUUCACUUUGAGGUUUCUCGAAAGACACGUUUUU